AUGGCGGAGUUCCCCAAGCACCCAUUCCUGCUCACCGUUGAAGAGACUGAGCGGGCCCUCGGAACGCAUGUCGAUCGAGGUUUGCUCUCGGAGCAGGUGGCUGACCUGCAGGCGAGACAUGGCACGAAUGAACUCGACGUCGGCGGGACUAUACCGUGGUAUAGCAUUCUCGCAAAGCAGAUUCUCAAUGCCAUGAUUAUUGUUCUCGUAUUUGCCAUGGCUCUUAGCUUUGGUAUCCAAGAUUACAUUGAAGGAGGUGUCCUCGCCUGUGUCAUCUUCCUCAAUGUCACCAUAGGCUUUUGGCAGGAGUACCGUGCGGAAAAGCGCAUGGACGCUCUCCGCGCCUUGUCUUCUCCCAGCGCCAUGGUCCUUCGCGAUGGCCACACUCAGGUCAUUCCCAACUCCCAAGUUGUCCCCGGAGACAUUAUCCUCCUCAAAAUGGGCGACACCGUCCCCGCAGACCUGCGCCUCUUCGAAGCCAUGAACCUCGCCUGCGAGGAAGGCCAGCUCACCGGCGAGUCCAUCCCGGUCGAGAAAAUCACAUCCAACGACAUCACCGUCCACGGUUCCGAAACGGCCGCCACCUCUGAAGGUGAGGUCGGCAUCGGCGACCGCAUCAACAUGGCCUACGCCACAACCGUCGUGCAAAAGGGCCGCGGUAGGGGCAUCGUCGUCGCCACCGGUAUGGCCACCGAAGUAGGUAAAAUCGCUGCUUCGACAUCCAAGAAGAGUCGCAAGGCCGGACGUUCGAUGAACUGGCGCAAGUACGGCAAGAAGCAGCCUGUCGUUGGCUUGUCGAAGCGCAUCUAUGACUUUGUAGGCAAGUUUCUGGGUCUCACGGUAGGAACGCCGUUGCAGCGCAAGUUGUCGGCCCUGGCCUAUCUUCUCUUUGGCUGUGCCGUGAUUCUCGCCAUGAUUGUCUUUGGUGUCAACCACUUUAAUAUGCGACACGAGGUCAUCAUCUAUGCAACCUCGUUGGGCAUCGCCAUCAUCCCCGAAUCCCUUGUUGCUGUCCUGACAAUCACAAUGGUCGUCGCCGUCACCGUCAUGCGCAAGGCCAACGUCGUCGUCCGCGACCUCUCCGCCCUCGAAGCCCUCGGCGGCGUCACCAACAUCUGCUCCGAUAAGACCGGAACGCUGACCGAAGGCGCCAUGAUUGUGCGCCAGGCAUGGAUCCCUUCUUCUCACGUCUACACCGUCCACGACUCUCAGAGCCCUAGUGAUCCCACAAAGGGGCGCGUCGUUUACACGCAGAGCAAAGACGAGACUCCGCAAGAGCCCGUGGAAGAGAAGAAGCGCGACUUUGACAAGGAGCGCAGUGCUGCCGUGCUCAAGUUUGAUGUUCCGGAUGAGAAGCUCAAUAUCUCGUCGUCGAAGCAGCCCCCAAGCCCGGAGCCAGAGACUAAGAUGACAGAUGAGUUGCGUGCGUUCCUGCUCUCUUCUGCGCUAUGUAAUCUUGCUACUGUGAGGUUCGAUCAAGAAGAGGAAAAGUGGCAGACUACUGGCGAACCAACCGAGAUUGCAUUACAAGUCUUUGCUCAUCGCUUCAACCACGGCAAGAAGACUCUUGAAGGAGAAGGCUGGAGGCAAGUCGCCGAGUUCCCCUUUGACAGCUCCAUCAAGCGCAUGUCGGUCAUCUACAACGCCCCUGAAGCUGAAGGCAGUUUCAUUGCCGGCUCGGAUAAUAGCAUCGUCUUUACAAAGGGUGCCGUAGAGCGCAUCCUCGACAUGUGUGCCUUUGCUGGCAUUGGCGAAUCUCAGCAGCCCAUGACAGACGAAAUCAAAGAGUCCGUUCUCGGGCAGAUGAAUGCCCUCGCAUCGCAGGGCCAACGCGUUCUUGCUGUGGCAUAUCGCCCAUGGGAGGGAAGAUUCACAUCCAAACAAUCUAGCUCGAGCUCUGCCGAAGAGGACGACAAACUACGCUCGACAGUCGAGCAAAACCUCGUCCUUCUCGGCCUUGCCGGCAUCUACGAUCCCCCGCGUAGGGAGACUAAGCCUUCUAUUGCCGAGUGUUCUCAAGCUGGUAUCAAAGUCCACAUGCUUACUGGUGAUCACCCGGAGACGGCCAAAGCCAUUGCCAAAGAGGUCGGCAUCAUCCCUCGAAACCUCAAUAUCCUGCCCGAAAGCGUCGCGGCAUCCGUCGUAGUCAAGGCUACAGAGUUUGACAAGAUGACAGACGCCGAGAUUGACGCGUUGGAGGAGCUUCCGCUGGUCAUUGCACGCUGCGCUCCGGACACCAAGACCCGCAUGAUUGAAGCGCUUCGUCGGCGUGGAGCCUUCAUGGCCAUGACGGGAGACGGCGUCAACGAUGCGCCGUCUCUUUCUCGAGCAGAUGUCGGCAUCGCCAUGGGGUCGGGCUCCGACGUAGCCAAGUCCGCGGCCAAGAUUGUCCUCACCGACGACAAGUUCAACUCCAUCGUGGCCGCGAUCCGAGAGGGCCGCCGCAUGUUUGACAACAUCCAAAAGUUUGUGCUGCACCUGCUCACGUCCAACGUAGGCGAAGUGAUUCUCCUCGUCGCGGGCCUCGGCUUCGUCGACGACAUGGGCUUCUCCGUGUUCCCCGUGUCGCCCUUGCAAAUCAUCUGGAUCAACAUGGCCACGUCGUCGUUCCCGGCGUUUGGGCUCGGCCGCGAGGCCGCGGCCCAGGAGGUGAUGCGCAAGCUGCCGCAGGACAAGAAGCGAGGCGUCUUCACCAACCAGAUCAUCGUCGACAUGAUUGUCUACGGCAUCCUGAUGGGGGCGUGCACGCUCUGCACGUUCUGCAUCAUCAUCUACGGGGCCAGCGGCGGGAACCUCGGUUACGACUGCAACACCAAGUUCUCCGACGCGUGCAUCCCCGUGUUCCGGGCUCGAGCGGCGACGUUUGCGCUCCUGACGUGGCUCAUCCUCAUUUCCGCGUGGGAGUUUAAGAGUCUCCGCCGGUCCAUGUUCCGUCUCAACCCCAACGACGACAGCUUCUUCCCCUUUUUCAGGGACAUUUACAGCAACCGGUUUCUGUUUUGGUCCGUCAUCAUCGGCAGCCUGUCCGUGUUCCCCGUCGUCUACAUCCCCUUCCUCAACACGCGCUUCUUCAAGCACACGGGCAUCUCCUGGGAGUGGGCGCUCUCCGUGGGUUUCACGCUGGUGUUUGUGACGGGCAUCGAGCUGUGGAAACUCGCCAAGCGGCGCUUCCGGCUGCUGGAAGACGGUGCCGUGCAGAGGGGCCACUGGGGCCAAGGGGGUCCGGAAGACGACGGACCAAGAUUCAAGAGGACGUUUUCCAUGUCGAGCUUCAAGACAUGGGUAUCGUUCUCGAGGAGGGAGACAGGGGACAGUGUCAUGAUGCGAGCGACUACUCAGCCUCGCGUAGCACAUGUACCGGUACAGGUAUGA
Molecule: messenger RNA, 3372 nt
Organism: Trichoderma aggressivum f. europaeum
Lineage: Eukaryota; Fungi; Ascomycota; Sordariomycetes; Hypocreales; Hypocreaceae
Exons: 4
Coding region: 1-3372 (1123 amino acids)
Biological process (GO): potassium ion transport; monoatomic ion transmembrane transport; sodium ion transport
Cellular component (GO): plasma membrane
Molecular function (GO): P-type potassium transmembrane transporter activity; ATP binding; P-type sodium transporter activity
Source: RefSeq, a predicted model, not a curated record